AUGUCGACCCCCAUUCUUCGUCUCGACACCAGCUACCUUCGCAGUGAUAUCGAUAAUAGCAUUUCUUCCAGUUUAGCAACGCCUACUUCUGCUACUCGCAGCCGCGCACGCAGUCUAUCGCAGUCUGUUAUACCAUCUUUCUUGCCACUCAACUCUCCUAGGGCCGAAACCUCUCCUGUCGACCUGCCAAACAUCGCUGUUUCUCAUGGAGCCAAUAAAGCUCGCAACGAAUCCCGCAAGCUACUAGCUCAUUUACUUGCACAGCUGCAGGGGAGACCUUUACCACCUUCGUCUCUAUAUGGCCCAAGUCUCAAAUCUGUUUUGAACGAUAGAGGGUUAGGCGCAGUUGUCCAAUCUGUCAAAGAGACGGUUAAGCAUAAGCGUCGUCUGUCGGAGGGGCGAAUCUAUGACCAUCCUUCACGGGAUGAAUCUGAAAGUGAAGUUGAAGAAGAGGCCGUAUUCAAUACGGAUGCCACAUUUGAUCUUAUGACUCAAUUGAAGGACGUUCUCCUCAUCUCGGCUCAGCAGAAGUGGGACAUUCUGAACGAUAGGCACAGGCACAACAGCGGGAAAGAGAUCGAAUCGGGGAAGGGAAGUCAGAACGUUCGACGACGAUCUCGAGUCCAUUCCCGUUCUUUGUCUGCCACACCGUUGGCUCCAGAAGGGAGAGCUACUCGCACACCACCCCGGUUGCUGUCCCAAUGCAUACAAGUACUCGCUUCUGUUAUUUCUGAAGAUUGUCGCUUCAAAAUAUCAACCCCUCGCCCAUCAAGGCCUCCCUACGCUCUGCAUGCCGUCACUCUAGAUGUGGCACAGUUUCUGAUUCACAAUCAUCGUCACGACAUGGUCACACUAUCGCAGAUCGCAUUUGCGGUGAUACCUGCAUUUUACUCCUUCAACCCCACCCUGUAUAAUCGGCUGCUAGGCUUCUUUAACGACGUACUCCUCGGCGACAUCUUAGAAGGUUUAGACCAGGCUCAACAUAGUCAAAGUGGUGGGCUGCAUAGUUUGUCUAUUGAUGCUGACGACGCCAAGGCUCCGAUGGUGUCUAUCACCGUAGAUGAAGUGGAUGAUGUACCCGUAGGUGGCCAAUCUGUCUCGGAUUGGCCCAGGUGGUCGAAAUACAACUCCACCGCGAUAAACAAGACUAGGUCAACCCAUGCACCUACUCAGGACGUUGCUACGCACCAGCGAUCGUCAUUGGUCUCACCACUGCUUACGGCGAUCUUAGACAAUGUAGACUUCGCGAAUCCUGAUUCGUCAUGGUUGCCUCAUCUUCACCGGCUCCUUCACAGACUUGUCAAUUACAAACCCGACGCCUAUCUGGAUAUUCUGGCGGUAGCCGCAUAUCACACACCGAGAGCCCGAUAUCAUGCCUUGAAAAUUCUAUCGAGCUAUUGGCCGCGAGCCUUUGGUCAUCUGGUGGUCUGUAAAUCCUUCCCAGAGAUGUCGGUUCCAGCGUUACCGUCUCGCAUGAGACAGAGUUUAGAGCACAAACGCAGGUCUUUACAUCAUCAUCGCAACCCAUAUGCACAUCAAUUUAUCCCGUGGCGAUUCAAUAUUCGAUCAACUCUUGGUUCAUUCGAAGACGUUUCUCAAAAUAAUUGUCGACAGUGUUCUCGCUCAAUUGCUGAAUUCGGACUUUUCUGCCCACUGUGCAUGUGUGGAGUGCAUUUUGAUUGCUACGACUAUCCUGAAGGAAGCUCUUUCUCCGAAUACGUUGUGGCAUCUGGAGCAGAGAGACAAAGAAUUGCUCUACACAAGUUCUGUCCUGUUCCACCCUCUAAGUUCGCGUCUUCGCCGAUUGUCUCUCUCCAAGGGCAGCACUCCUUCCGAUGGGUGAACCUCUUCAACAUGUCCAUUUGCUUCAUGUGCCGCCGUCCUCUUUGGGGCUACGUGAUGCAGGCUUUGAGGUGUAUGUCAUGCAAACAUUUCGUUCACUCAUCUUGCCUCACGGAAGAUUUAUCACAACUUCCUCGGUGCCGGUCUUUUUCUGCCGAUGACACUUUUAUCGCGGUGAACAUGCAGACGUUGCGUGCAUCUUUUAUGGAUCAUUAUCGCAGCUUGAUCUUUACUGAAGCUGAGAUCGGACACCAGUCUUACGAGGAUAUCUCAAUUGUUCAUGCAAUUUUAUGGGUGCAAUCCCACAUUCUUCGAUUUGGUGUUGUACUUGGCUCCAUUAUCAUCGUAGAUUCGGAUGAGCCGACAUCUCCUUCGCAAGACGCUAGCGUGCCGAAAUUUGAACUCCACAAUCUUGUCAGCCUUUAUGAGAAGACACUGUUAUCGGGAAAGCUAAAGGUAUCGCAAGCUAUUGGGGACUAUCUCGCUGAGAACAAUAUGCAAGCAUCUAUGAUGUCAAUUUUUUUCGACUGGAGUAUCUUAACGUACAUUGCGGCCUCGCUCAAGUCGCCUAGCGGAAACGCCACUGCUUCGGUCAACCUAUUGACUAUAGAUGCCCUGGACCCCUUCGAUGAUGAAACCGCAAGCGAAUCUACUUAUUCGUAUGAAACGCUCUCUUUAGCUCACAUUCGGGACCAGUUGGGAGAUCAAUUCCACGUAUUUUCCGAAGCUGCAGCAAGGCAUGUUCUUUCACUUCUGUCAGACUUGGGCUUCUUCCAAAGGCUGGACUGCGAACGUCUUCUCAAUGACGUGCGAGAGCCCGAACAAAUCCGUUGCUGUUUUCCUCUACCAGUCGGGUUGGAGGUGUCUAAUCAAGUGGAGACUUUGGUGUCCACAAUUGAAGCCUGUCUACUGGAUCUGGAUUUAUCCGUCAACGAAGCAGGUUUUAUGCUACUCGUUAGGAAGAUGUGGCCGGAUAGGAUGAUGACAGACUACGCAUUGCAAAGGCUUUGCUCCGCAGUAGUGAAAUGGAUAAUAUCCGAGGACCAGAAUCUGGGUAUAAUGCUUCGUGAUUACAUCGCCAAAGGCAAGAGUCUUCCGGGAGUGCGCUCUGCUACGGAAGCACAACCUUGGCCCUCAUCAGUUCUAUCAAAAACAGCGAAGGCAAGCUCCGUUAACAAUGGCGGGGACUACGUUGCCAGCAGGCGAGCGCUAUCGAUUCAAUAUGCUUCUAGGUGGAUGUUGGCUUUCCAUAAUCUGGAUGUUGACAAUUAUGCCGACACCGUAUUUACUUUGCUCGUACGUCAAACCGAUACAGACGAAACCUUAGAUGAGUACUUUCUGGGUAAGGAGGUGGACGAUCGUAGGAUGAGACGCCAACUCGCCAGUGCGGAUAAAUUGUUAAAGCUGAUCAUAAAGCUGAAUCAAGUCUCUGUGCUGUUUACCGCAUUCGAUGACUUAUUCAAACGUUGGCUCGAAAGAGCAAAUUCAUUGACCCCUGAUUCGCAAUCGUUGUCAUCAUUAUCUCGUCUUUUUAACCGGGAAGUGGAAACGAGCCAUCGGUUGAGCUCCGUAAUAGAACCGGGAGUCAGUAUAUCGGGUACGGCUAACUUUGCCAGUGGUAGUGCUCUGCGGAUAUUGACCGAUGCCGCGACGGGAAGCCGAGUUGGAUUCACAGACACGAUGCAGUCGCUCUGCCUCUUUGUCUGCGCUGGCGUUGACAUCUCCAUUCCUACGUUCAUGCAAUUCGUGUCUAUUGCCCAGCAAUUUGAAGCUACAUUGGAGGAAUGUUUGUUACUGAUCAAAGCCACUUUGUGGUCAGCAUGGCUUAGAUCGGUUGGACGUCAGGAACUUCAAGCUGUGGUUGCCGGUCUUCAACAACUCCUUGCUCCCUGCAUAUCUGAAUGCCUUCGCACGAAGAAGGAGUUGGACAAGAACAUCACUUUCAUUAGGCAGUCCCUGGCAAUUUGUCUCCUCGUAUAUGGUUGCGAGCGGAAAUAUAUCAUGGAGUUGGACAUACUGCGAGAUGAAGAUAUACGUGGCUUACCUUCCAGACGAAAGCUGCAUUCCCGCAAUUCUACUAUAUCUGAUCCUGUCAUUAUCGACGCAAAGCUCAUGCGUGCCUUGAAAAUGUACGUUGAGGCCGAAAUUGACGAGGUGUCCAGUCUUAUCGCAAAAUUUCUCAAUGCUUUUGUCAAUGACGCACCCUUCGUGGAGUCGUAUGAAGUUGAUAAUUUCAUACUGCGCAAUAUGCCCACACUCUGUGUCUGUAUAUGGCAGUUCUAUGGUAUUCAAGCUCCAAAUUUAUCUAUCAUUCGUCCUGCUCUUCUGUUGCGCGUUAUUGUGGUUGACCCGCAUCCAUUCUACAAGUUACUUGAUGACGCAAUCAGCGAACAAAAACAAUGGGAACUACGUCUCCAGGCAGCGCUACGACUUUUCCGUAUUAUUCUGGAUGUUACAAGCCCCGCGUUCAAUGUCGAGGGUCGUCAAUGGAAGACUAGUGUCAUCCAAAUUUUUGAUCGCUUCUUUUCAGGCAUUUGGAUGGAUGAGAGGGAAGAAGUCAGAGUUGCACUGGAUACAUGGGCUAGAACCCUGCUUGAAGCGCAUCAGAACGCAAUCGCAAGCUGCUGGAACGAAUCGCUACUCAAGUCUCCCAUUGCUGAACGCGUGACCCUAGUGUCUUUUUUGAAUCAAUUGCGAUCCCAUUUCCCCCGUUGGCAAGUGUUAUCCUGGAAUGCGAUAACGGAAGCAUUACUCGAAAACGAGUCCCCACAAAAAUUCGAUGAUGAUGAUGUGGCUGCGGAACACAUGGCUAUGUACGGACUUCCCUCUGGAAAUAUAGAGAAUCAAGAACAGAAAGAUCUCAACGGCGACUGUCUGCGGAUGUCCCUACUAUCUCUGGCCAUGCGGAUGAUCUCUGAUGGUAUACCAAUUGAACCCGUACAUCUGGUCAAAGUCAAAUUUCACCUCGUGAAGGCCAUCGGGUAUCGCGAAGUUGCUAUGUGUCCUACCAUCACUGGACGUAGCUUUCACAUCCGCUUUCACAGCCUACCCUUGAUUCCGAAGUCAGCUGACUCUUGCUUAAACGACUUCAUCUCUGUUCUGGAUUCUUCACAAGCAUAUGACGUGUCGCCAUCAAUGAUGGGUGGCCCAUACGCAGAGGAUGAGGCACCUUGCUCACUACUAGUUGGAUCUAUCCUUGUAGAUGUGCUUCUGGACAUCUUCAUGAACGCAGAAGAUCUUGCCGCUCUACUGCCAGUUACCCUAAAGAACCUCCUUAAAUCUCUGAUAAUUAUAUCUUAUAAACAUGACUUUGAUAGGAGACCUCUGAAGCACCUUCAAGGGGCUUUGCGGAAGGCGGUCCGCCGAGCUCUGGAUCUAGUACUGGCCGAAGUCAGUUAUGAAAUACGGCAGCUGGCACUUUCUGCUUGUCACACGUUGAUUAAGAGAUGGCCCGCCGUAGUCGGUAAUACUUUGAUCGAGGCGAUUGAAAUAUCCAUUCGGCUCCUAACCGUCCUCGAUUUCGAAAAGAAUACGGACGAUGUUCUGGUGGAUCAAGCAUGCUCUUUCCUGGUGACGACACUCACGAUGUUCGCGACUGGUGGCAUUUUUAAUGCCCUAUGUAAGCGGCCGCUCACAGCCGAAUUCUUCACUGUCUUGCGUUUCAUAAGUGCGCCCAAGGUAAAGGGAAGACGGGUGUCGACACGAAGCAGUCUAAAUGACACGCUUCUUCGUGAUACGCUUGCGAGGUCUCUAGAGAAUGAUUCUGAGACGUUCCAACUGGUGAUCGAGAAUCUAGCCACAUUUGUGGAAGUCGUACAUCACGCAGACUAUAGUUCAGACAUGUUGCAGUCCGUUGGAAUUUGGUUAACAGGUAUUGCUCGACGCACCGCUGAGUGGCCUCCGGGUGCAUUCAAUACCAGCCCUCUCUUUUUACUUGCUUGUACACUUAUCCAACACAAUAAGGCUUAUAGUCGAGACAUACUUGGUUUCAUGGAGACCCUCCUCAGGGCCACGUUGAUCCGUUGUGUGGUGUCAACACAAAGCCUAACUCGCGUCGUUGAUGUGACAUCCGAAUUAUAUAGGAAGGCGGCGGUAGCAUCUGGAGGACAGCCGACAAAUCCCAUAACACUCGUGAUGAUAGAAAUUGUGGGAGAUGUUGUACGUGGAAGAGCUCGGGUUGCUCCGGCAACUAUGGUGGCCUUAUGCGAAACCAUGCGCGCAGCCGUAGUCCCCAGGCUUCUGAAACGGAAGCUGAUCCCCGUUCCGGAGGACCUGGUAUACAAAUUGGCGACGGACGCGCUUCUACUUUUGUGUAACGACACCGAGAGCCAACCCCAGAUUACGUUCGAUGUGUCGCAAGCUGCAGCUGCCCUGACGCUCGAUGUAGCAGAAUUUCAACCCUCUAUCUUAAGUAGAUUGGCGAAUUCUCAAGUACCCACCCGGACAUGGAAUGUACUUGUCAUUGCAGCCUUGCAGAGCUCCCAUGACGUUUCUGCGUCUCUUAUAUUCGACUACUUUCCUGCUUUCUCUCUGGCUUACUCUAGCUGCCUCGAGCCAUACAAGGAUCCUCAGCGAUUAGCAAGCCUCGAGGCGCAAAACUCUGCUUAUAUCGACAUUAGCGGUGCAUAUGCAUCGAUCAAGCUGUGGCUACUUCUUGUCAGGAAGGCCGCGAAUCACCAUAGGGAAGCAAGGGAAAGGCUCAGCGAGGACCGGGAAGUCAAUAUGCUGCAAGAUGGCGAGAUCCUUGCUACUAAGACUGUUUGGAAUGAAUUAUGGCCCCCUCUUGACCGCAUUAUGGCUGCGCUGGAAGCGGUCGCACAUGCAGGCGGUAGUUCGUCGUCGUUCAUUCCUGAGAUCUUACCUCCCGGACGCACAGCCAUUGGCACCUAUGUUGUGCGCAUCCGUUGCUGA
This is a messenger RNA of Fibroporia radiculosa, 6753 nucleotides long. RefSeq lists its product as uncharacterized. The coding region runs from base 1 to 6753 and encodes 2250 amino acids. The record is from RefSeq and is a predicted model, not a curated record. The transcript is spliced from 22 exons. Lineage: Eukaryota; Fungi; Basidiomycota; Agaricomycetes; Polyporales; Fibroporiaceae.